This is a messenger RNA of Hypoxylon trugodes, 655 nucleotides long. RefSeq lists its product as uncharacterized. The transcript is spliced from 2 exons. The coding region runs from base 292 to 627 and encodes 111 amino acids. Lineage: Eukaryota; Fungi; Ascomycota; Sordariomycetes; Xylariales; Hypoxylaceae. The record is from RefSeq and is a predicted model, not a curated record.
CACGAGAUUUGGUACCAAUUUACCGUUCUUUCACCCUAGACAAAAAAAGCAAGAAAGAUACGGUGAACUGUAACCGAUUGGUGCAUUCAAGGAAGAGCCCAUCAAUAACGGCUGGUUGACUUCGUCUUACUCGAAAAGGGGUAUACGCCAAGAAAGUAUAUAAACCUCAAGCACCUCAUCACUAGAUUUGAAGAUGCAAUACAACACAAGCCAAGACUUCAGACAAUAACCGACAUCUUCACCUUGACCCCAGAUUCAGCUGUCAAACUAUUACCCACACAAGCCGUCAUCAUGCAGUCCUUUACCUACCUUACCAUCGCCGCCGCAGCUCUGCUGCAAGGUGCCGUCGCCAUCCCCGCGAUCACCACCGCACCUACUUCUCUUCCAGGCCACUACGCGUGCCCGACUCUCGCGACGGUAGUCACGACAUCGCACCUCCCAUACAAGUGCGAAUACCAGUGCCCAAUCAUAACCAGCACCUGCAAGCCAGGCGAGCCGUCUGAGUCUCCCCUAUACACCGAGACCACGACUCCACUACCUGGCUGCACUGUCUCGGAGAUCGUACACGAGCGCUGCGAGUGCCCUACUUGCUUCUCCGCCGCGCCGACACCUACGCCUACCGCUUAGGUUCGAGAUGGAUUUCUGCUAGACGAGG